CGAAUGUCAAACUUCGGCCUUCAUCUUCGGAUGGGCGUGUUUAGAUUUGUACGAGUUCACUUCUGCGGAUGCCACCGUGUGAUUUUUCCUGCGGAAUCCAAACAUGUCGACGAUUAAUUUGCCACUGAAUUUAACCGUUCGCGUGCAUCCGGUAGUGUUGUUCCAGAUUGUGGACGCCUACGAACGACGAAAUGCCGACUCGGAACGUGUUAUCGGGACGCUGCUCGGUUCCGUGGACAAGGGUGUUGUCGAAGUGACCAACUGCUUCUGUUUGCCGCACAAGGAACACUCCGACCAGGUGGAGGCUGAGCUGGGCUAUGCGAUCGAUCUGUACGAAUCGAACCAGCGUGUCAAUGCGUCGGAAAACAUUGUCGGUUGGUGGGCAUCGGGUCAUGAAGUUACAAAUCACAGCUCCGUCAUCCAUGAGUACUACGCGCGAGAGUGUGCGAAUCCGGUCCAUUUAACGCUCGACACCUCCCUGACCGGAGCGAGAAUGGGCAUCAAGGCGUACGUGUGCGUGUCGCUCGGUGUUCCCGGCGGCAAGAGCGGCUGUAUGUUUACGCCGAUCAACGUGGAAGUGACAAGCUACGAGCCGGAAAUAGUUGGACUGCAGCUGUGCAUGAAGACGAUCGGCAUGCAGUCGAACCCGAACGUACCGCGCACGGUUUCGCCCAUGCUCGACCUGGCGCAGGUAACGGACGCGUCGGACAAACUGCUGGCGCUGCUGUCCGAUGUGCUCGCCUACGUGGACGAUGUGUUGAACGCGAAGCAGCAGCCGGAAAAUACGGUGGGCCGUGCGUUGCUCGAUCUGAUCCACUCGGUGCCGAACAUGAGCGGCGAUCAAUUUGCGCAAAUGUUCAACUCGAACGUCAAGGAUUUGUUAAUGGUGGUCACGUUGUCUCAGCUAAUUAAAACCCAACUGCAAUUGAAUGAAAAGCUAACGUCACUCACAUCGUUCCUGAACUAAAAGUGCAGCAGAUCGGUACCGGAGCGUUGCGCUAGUGACUGGAACAAUUUCAUCCGACCACUAGCGGAAAAAAAGUACGGAAGGGUGUGCGCGACAAGUGUCCAAAAAGGAAAAAAGGAAAAGAUAACGAUAAAUUAUUCCAUAAUCGAGAAUCGUCUUACGGUAUUAAUAAAGACAGCAUUAUUAUGAUGCUGAGGAAUCGCCACAGAAA
Anopheles stephensi (Asian malaria mosquito) is the source of this 1178-nucleotide messenger RNA. It is a transcript of the gene eIF3f1, whose product is annotated as eukaryotic translation initiation factor 3 subunit F. Gene Ontology annotation, biological process: translational initiation. The coding region runs from base 104 to 967 and encodes 287 amino acids. Gene Ontology annotation, cellular component: eukaryotic translation initiation factor 3 complex, eIF3m. Gene Ontology annotation, molecular function: metallopeptidase activity; translation initiation factor activity; translation initiation factor binding. The record is from RefSeq and is a predicted model, not a curated record. The transcript has 3 exons. Lineage: Eukaryota; Metazoa; Arthropoda; Insecta; Diptera; Culicidae.